Peromyscus leucopus (white-footed mouse) is the source of this 2248-nucleotide messenger RNA. RefSeq names its product apoptosis antagonizing transcription factor (gene Aatf). Gene Ontology annotation, biological process: regulation of transcription by RNA polymerase II. NCBI's taxonomy places the organism in Eukaryota, Metazoa, Chordata, Mammalia, Rodentia, Cricetidae. Gene Ontology annotation, cellular component: nucleolus; nucleus. The record is from RefSeq and is a predicted model, not a curated record. Bases 146 to 1852 code for a protein of 568 amino acids. The transcript has 12 exons.
GCCGGCGCGCGCCUCCCGGAAGUUGCUUACCCUGGAGCUGAACGCCGGCCCCUGAAGGUCUCCGCUGGUGGUGCGGAGUAGCGUCCGGCGGGGGUGCCCGGGCCGCACGUUUCACGAGCGCAGCGCCGACUGUGACCCGGUGACCAUGGCGGGGCCGCAGCCCUUGGCUCUGCAGCUGGAACAGUUGUUGAAUCCGAGACCGCGUGAGGCGGAUCCUGAGGCCGACCCGGAGGAGGCCACUAGAGCCAGAGUGAUUGACAGGUUUGAUGAAGGGGAAGAGGAGGAAGGUGAUCUGGCAGUCAGUAGCAUUAGAAAAUUGGCAUCAUCUUCCCUCUUGGACACAGACAAAAGAUAUUCUGGCAAGACCACUUCUAGGAAAGCUUGGAAAGAAGACCAUUGGGAGCAGACUCUGCCAGGUUCAUCUGACAAAGAAAUAUCUGAUGAAGAAGGAUCUGGAGAUGGGGAUUCAGAGGGUCUGGGCCUAGAGGAAUCUGAAGAGGAGGAGGAGGAGGAGGAGGAGGAGGAGGAACAGGAACUAAGUGUUACUGAGGAAGAGGAUGCUGACAAUGAUUUGGAGAACAGUCUUGCUCAGAAGAAGGACAGAAGGCGUUCUGCAGAAAAGCCAGGCUUUAGUUUCCAGAGCAUUAGUGAUUUUGAGAAAUUUACAGAAGGAAUGGAUGACCUUGGGAGCAGUGAGGCGGAGGAAGAGGAAGAGAGUGGCAUGGAGGAAGGAGAUGUUGAGGAAGACUUAGACGGCGAGAGGGAAGAAGACAGGAACAGCCAGGAUGGCGGCGUGGUGAUGACCUUCUCCAAUGUCACAGUUUCUGAGGAAGUGGAGAAAGGAAGAGCUGUGAAGAAUCAGAUAGCAUUGUGGGACCAGCUCUUGGAAGGAAGGAUCAAACUACAGAAAGCUCUGUUGACUACCAAUCAGUUGCCUCAACCAGAUACUUUUCCAGUCUUCAAGGACAAAGGAGGCCCAGAAUUUGCCAGUGCUCUAAAAAAUAGUCACAAAGCACUUAAAGCAUUGUUAAGGUCAUUGGUGGAUCUUCAGGAAGAGCUGCUUUUCCAGUACCCGGACACUAGAUAUCUAGUAAAUGGGAUGAAACCCAAAACAGAGAGUGAAGAGAUUUCUAGUGAAGAUGAUGAACUUGUAAAAGAGAAGAAGAAGCAAAGAAAGGCCCCACCAAAGAGGAAGCUAGAGAUGGAGAACUAUCCCAGCUUCAUGGCAAAGCGCUUUGCUGACUUUACAGUCUACAGGAACCGUACACUGCAGAAGUGGCAUGAUAAAACCAAGCUUGCUUCUGGAAAACUGGGCAAGGGUUUCGGUGCCUUUGAACGCUCGAUAUUGACUCAGAUUGAUCACAUUCUGAUGGACAAAGAAAGAUUGCUUCGAAGGACACAGACCAAGCGCUCUGUCUACAGAGUUCUUGGCAAACCUGAGCCAGUACCUGAGCCUGUAACAGAGAGUUUGCCAGGAGAACCGGAGAUCCUUCCUCAAGUUCCUGCCAAUGCUCACCUGAAGGACUUGGAUGAAGAAAUAUUUGAUGAUGAUGACUUUUACCACCAGCUCCUUCGAGAACUCAUAGAGCGGAAGACCAGCUCCUUGGAUCCAAAUGAUCAGGUGGCCAUGGGAAGGCAGUGGCUUGCAAUCCAGAAACUACGAAGCAAGAUCCGAAAGAAGGUAGAUAGAAAAGCCAGCAAAGGAAGGAAACUUCGGUUUCAUGUCCUUAGCAAACUCCUGAGUUUCAUGGCACCUAUUGACCACACUGCAAUGAAUGAUGAUGCCAGGACCGAGUUGUAUCGAUCUCUUUUCGGCCAGCUCAACCCUCCUGACAUAGACCACGGAGACUGACUUCACCGUCCUCACCCCAGACUCCGACCGCCACACCAGGCCACCUGGCUGCUUCAAGGAAGACUUCACAGCACAGCACCGCCCCGGGGAUCCUGGGGUGGCACUUCUCUGGGAGCAGGCACCUUAUACACGGCAAAGCUCAGCCUGAGUCCUUCGACCAUCACAGACACUGUCAGGGCUGGAGCCACGGCUCAGGGGUUAAGAGCACUUACUGCUCUUGCAGAGGACCCAAGUUCAGUUCCCAGAACCUACGUCCAGUGUCUCACAGCAGCCUCUAAUUCCAGUUCAGGGGAUGGGGACUCAGGGCCAUCUUGUGGCCUCUAAUCUCCAGCACUCAGAUGUGUACACACCCCACACAGACAUACAAUUAAAAUAAAGUCAAUCUUUUUAAAGAAA